AUUAAUACAAAGCCUAUAUGGUCGAACGCCAGAUCGAACACUGAUAUUUUAGAACUUAUUUGGUUAACACGCAAGUGGCAAAUCUCGCCUCGCCGAUAGAUUUGACAGCUAGAAUAUACCAAAACCUGUUGACAUUGUGUGAUAUCUUUGCUGUAUUUCUUCCGUAAACGUUAUAUAUACAUAAUGGAUUUAGAACUGUCCGUGCCUACCUGUGACUUACCUGUGAUCUACCUGUGAAAGGCAACUAUCUACGUUAUAUUUACCAGUGUCGUCUGGCAAGUGAGAUCAGUAUUUAUAGUUACCUGGCAAGGUGUGUUCGAUCAAGGAUUCGACUACUUGGACAAUCGCUGCUGUGAAAGAGCGAAGACAGUAUGGGAUUAGACCCUCGUCAGUUUGUUGAUACGGUGGACGAAAAGUAUGUAUGUAAAUUGUGCCACAAGGUCUUCCUGGAUCCAGUCGCUAAUGGCUGUGGCCAUAUCUUCUGUAGUUCUUGUGUCAAAAAGCGACUUCGAGGUGACAUGGCAAAGCGAUGUCCAGUAUGCAGCGCCCCAUUGACCCAAAAGAUGUCACCACCAUCCAUGGACUUCCGGUUAGAACUUUUAAACUUAAAAAUCCGUUGUCAUAAUAAGUGUGGGAAAACCUUUCCCCUGUCCAGCUUACCUGAUCAUAUGAGUGACGAAUGCCCAAACACUGCCAUGACCUGUCCAAAUAUUUCGAAAGGAUGCAAGAAGAAAAUCCGGAGAUGCGAUAUAAAGAAGCAUGCUGAAGAAUGUGAUUUCCGAGAGAUUCAGUGUGAAGCGUGUGGCUUCGUCACAGUAUAUUGUAACCUCUUCACUCAUCAAAGUAGAGUUAGGUGUCUAGAAAAGAAACUCAAACAACAAGUGAUCAGAGAACAGCGUAACCAUGCCAACGAUGUGAAAAGGCAUCGGUCACAUCUCACGAAGUUGAACGUUCGUCGAGAUGUAGAAGACAGGAAAAUAGUUUUGGAACACACACGAUACCUAAAAAACGGGAAAAAUAAAACUCAUGGUUCAUUAGAAGAUCUAACAACAGAUAACAAGACAAGUGAUGUAUUUUUGACAGAGCUUGUGAACAACGAACCUAACGGUGACGAUGGUUCGAGUCCUCCUCCUCACCCGUCACGGACAGGCCACGCCGUUUUCUCGUGUAUGAGGUGCAAAAAGCUGUACAACGCAAUGACCAACAACGAGAAAUCAUGUCGGUGGCAUGCAGGGCCGGUAAGUAUAUUCAGACACACGCUACUUAUUAUUCCGUGAUUGUCCUGUUAAAUUGUUUUCAGUCUAUUUCUGAACGAAUGAGAGCGCUUUGAAAAUGCUCUAUUUACUACAAGAAGAAUGGCUGGGUAUGAAUAGAAGCCCCCAUUGUGUUUUGUUAUUGGUACACAUUUCAAUAUUAUUGUAGUUCUAUUUUGUGAUAGCUGAAUCGUGUUCAAUAUCUACAGACGAUUAAGCAUGUAUAUAUUUAUUUUCAUAUUUCUAUUCCAUUAAUCUGAACUUUUCAUUUCUAUAUAGGAUCAUUAUAUGUCUUUUCCUUCAGUUAUACAACUUAGUUGGCAUGACCAGUAUACUUGAAUAGAUAUUUGAGGCAUACUUAUACCAAAUAUUUUCACCGUGCAGUAGGCUUAACUAUACUCUAUAACAAGACAUCCAUGAUGCUCAGUGUAUAUAUUAACAUCGGGAUAUGGCUAGCACGAAAACUUAACACAGGAGAAGCAAGUAAUUCAAUAAAUAACUAAAGCUCUGUAAGACCAGUAUUUAUGACCAUUAACAAAUAUUCGUCGACCAUGAUGACACAAUAAUAUUAUGUGUAUGGUGAAUGUUUUGGUGGCGUCGGUGGGAUAUUGUGAUACAAAACCAUAAUCAAGAUACCGGUGCUUUGUUUGGGGUUUCAGGUAGUCAUAAGAACGGGUGUCUAGGGGCAACAGCAGAUGAAGACAAUGAAUAGAAAGAAAUUCUGCUUAUGAUAACCAUUAACGUUCAUACUUUGGCGUGCAUGAGUUUAAUCAAUAUAAAAGAUAUUGUAACGAAACUUCAAUUAGCGCAAUUAUAAUUUAUCAAAUGUGUUCAACGCGAAAAUCGAUACGAUUACGAUCAAGACGUGUUCAUGUACUAGAUUUGAACAAAUUUACUGUCAUAUGACAUUGCUAGAAUUUAUUUUCCCCAACAAAUAUGAGAACCGUUGCCAGUUUUAUUAUUCACGAAUCUCGCCGAUUUAAAGUGAGAAGUGAGGUCGGAGUGCUGACUCAAAACGGACGUGACUGAUUGUGUCAUAAUGCACAGUUCAACAAUAAACUCCACAUGAAAAAUAUUCUCCAACUAUAUUAGCACUUCUUUCUAUGCUAUAAAAUGUAUUUUUGCUUGGGUAAUAACGGUAGAUCAGUCUACGGCCCACAAUAGAAGGUCUGUUCCUGGUCGCUGAAGUGCCUAUACAAGCCGAACGACAGAAUGUGAAUUGAUUAUAUCACGGCCCAUAAGUCAAUAUUUGCCAGGCUUAAAUAUUUGUAGUAAGAAUUAUCAGGGCAAGUGCGCUAUCGGAUAGGGUCGCAAUGGAGAGUAGGAUAUGGUGUUUACAACGUAUUAUUACCAAAUUAUCAGACUGUCACACAGCGUUCUUUACUUUGCUGGAAGCCAUUUCUUUCUUGUCGUACGCCGAUUGACAUGACUAUUUUGAACUUAGUUACAGAUCAUGGAUGUGUUUGGCGGGACAUGCUUCGCUUGCGGACGAGUUGACUAUCAGCCAGGAUGCAUGUCUGGACACCACCAUUCGUGACGAAAUAAGUAAUAGACAACGAUUAGUGCUACUACAUCGACAAACUCUACCAAAUCGCGAGAGUACGACGGAAUUUUCUAUCAGCAAAUUGUCCAUUUCAUGUGGUGAACAGUUUUGACAUCUUUCGAAGGAAAACGCACGGAAUAACUUUAGCAUCUCGUACCAACCGCUGUUGGUCAGACAGGGCAAAUUACAAUGUGUUUUGGAUAUUUUUUAUCAAGUAUGCUUAUAUCCUUAUAUCUUAAAACUACUGAAAAUGUCUUCCUGUGGGAAUACGUGCAUCACCUCUCUGUAAUGGAAUUGAACAUAUGAUUUCAUUCAGAUGUUGUAUACAGCUGUCAUUAUUCAAUGAUAAUUAAAUUCAUAUAAACUUAUGCAAAUGUUGAACAUUCCAUAUAUAAUGUACAUUCAUACUGACGAAAUAAUGGUUUAAUGCAAGCUGUCACACCUUCACUUAAGUAUCAAUUCAGUAAACUGGAUUAGUGGUUAAGAUUAAUCUGGUAUACUAAAUGUCGGAUUAAUUUAGAUUUAGUCGCACGUGUGUCGUUAUUUUAAGUAUGUGACCGCACAUGCACAAAUCCAAUUUCAAUUUGAUAUAUAUAUAUAUCCAAUUUAAAAUGCACACCUGGUAUUAGAAUCAACAAUUAUUGAAGGGAUUUAAUCGAUGGCACUUCGGUGUGAAGGUCUUUAAGCCUUGUUUAACAGUUUAAACAAAAACAUUUGUCAAAUUUUCUCGGCAAACUUGACAUUUAGACAUCAUACUAGAACUUUCCUAAGAGAAAUUCUCGUUUUGGUUAUCCCUAUAUUAGACUCUAUAACAUUAAAUUUUCACAGUCUGAUUUAUAUUGAUAUCCUCCCUUUUUAAUGUAUUGUUUUUCCAAAUGCGACGAUACAUUUCCAAAAUGUUAAGCAAUCUUAAAAUGGCACAAUUCAACCACUAAUUGGUGCUAAAAGUUGUUUUAUUUUUAGAUAUGCGCAGAUGUAAUACUAUCUAGAAACGUUUAUUUAGCAUUUAUGUCGCUGGGAUAUAAUAAAUAACGCUAAAAUCAAAUAUAUAUCGUAGAUUUCACCGUUUUAAAUCAAUAUUUUUCAAACCUAAAUAAAAUUGAUAAUGAU
Molecule: messenger RNA, 3906 nt
Organism: Pecten maximus
Lineage: Eukaryota; Metazoa; Mollusca; Bivalvia; Pectinida; Pectinidae
Product: TNF receptor-associated factor 3-like
Exons: 9
Coding region: 372-1277 (301 amino acids)
Biological process (GO): positive regulation of JNK cascade; regulation of canonical NF-kappaB signal transduction
Cellular component (GO): plasma membrane signaling receptor complex
Molecular function (GO): zinc ion binding
Source: RefSeq, a predicted model, not a curated record